Anarrhichthys ocellatus (wolf-eel) is the source of this 1654-nucleotide messenger RNA. It is a transcript of the gene cfap298, whose product is annotated as cilia and flagella associated protein 298. The record is from RefSeq and is a predicted model, not a curated record. Bases 295 to 1167 code for a protein of 290 amino acids. Gene Ontology annotation, biological process: regulation of cilium movement. The transcript has 8 exons. Lineage: Eukaryota; Metazoa; Chordata; Actinopteri; Perciformes; Anarhichadidae.
GCUCUAUUCAAAACUCAGUUGUGUGACACCUUACAUACACCCUGAUGGCCACAGUGUUACCAUUACUUGCCUCUAGAGGGCAGUAGCAGUGCUUGGAUUGUUCUAACCUGCCGUAAAUAGGUCACACGAAGAAGCCUCCGGACCGACCAAUCCCCAUCUGAUCCCCAUGCAAUCUCUAGCUAGUAAUGUCACCGGUUGUAAACAAGUUGUGAGCUCAGUCUCCACAUCGUAUGUGACGCAUUGGGCCUGUCGAUUCACUACACAGGUGGAGAGCUAAGUUGGCUACUUUUCGAGAUGGUGCUGCUGCACGUGAAGCGUGGAGAUGAGAGCGUGUUUCUGUUCAACACCACCGUGGACUCUCCUCUGGAGACGGCGAUCCAGCAAAUAGCAGCCAUCUACAACGGGAGGCUCAAAGUGGACAGAAUAUGUGCAGAGAUCCCAGAGCUGGCCGACCAUGGCGUCACAUUGCCCCCCAACAUGCAGGGGCUGACCGAGGAGCAGGUUGUGGAGCUGAAGCUGAAGGAUGAAUGGGAGGACCAGUGUGUGCCCAGCGGGGGGAUGGUGUUUAGGAAGGAUGAGAUGGGGAGGAGGAACGGACACGCUCCAAAUGAUAAGAUGAAAGAGGUGUUGAUGAGAACCGUUGAGGAGGCAAAGGCGCUGAUCUCCAAAAAACAAGUUCAAGCUAAUGUUUGUUUCACCAUGGAGAUGGUAAAGGAAGCCCUGGAUCCGCUACGGGGUGCGGUCAUGAUCGUGUACCCCAUGGGGCUGCCUCCUCAUGACCCCAUCAGGAUGGAGUUUGAGGACCAAGAAGACCUUUCAGGAACACAGGCUUCUCUGCAGGUGAUCGCAGAGGACGAGUGCCAGCUAUGGUGGGCUGGCAAAGAGAUGCAGAGGGGGAAAAAACUGCAGGACUACAUUGGCAAAAAUGAAAAGACCAAGCUUGUGGUCAAAAUCCAAAAGAAAGGGCAGGGGCAACCGGCGAGAGAGCCUCUGGUCACUGAUGAGCAGCAGAAACAGAUGAUGAUGCAUCAGUACAGGAGGCAGGAGGAGCUCAAGAAACUGGAGGAGGCGGACGACGAUAGCCACCUGGACUCAGAGUGGACAGACAGACAGGCCCUCAGGAAACAGUUUCAAGGCCUCACCAACAUCAAAUGGGGACCGAGAUGAGCACCUCUACCUCUAUGCCGCCUGGUCCUUUACAGCUCUGUAUGCAACUGACUAAGCAGCCUUAUUAUCACAAUCCUGAAAUCGGUUUAAUGUGGCUGUUGUUCUAGGUCUUUUUAAAUUAUACACAGCAGAUGUGUUCAAAUGCCUUGGAGAGCAUGUGUUUCUAGACUCACACUUAUAAAUUUUCUUCAACUGAACUGAAAUGUGAAGAAGACAUCUGGGGACAUUGUAUGACGGACGGAGGCCGAUGUCAUUAUUUACGUGAUUUAAAUCUGAUGCCUGUAUUUCUUUACCAGAUGUUUUCAACCUGUUGUAAAAGUUACAUUUUUAUUAAAGAUGUGAAAAAAUAAUUAUAUUUAAAUUUAAUCUUAAGUAAAAGAAUAAUUUCCAAUACAGCCUGUGCAUAAACAAUGGUGAAACAUUUUUGUAUUAAUGUUGUGUUGACAAUCAACAAAUGCUCAGAGGUAGUGAGUCAACAGGAGCACAG